This is a messenger RNA of Pediculus humanus corporis (human body louse), 1161 nucleotides long. Its product is annotated as Molybdenum cofactor synthesis protein, putative. Gene Ontology annotation, cellular component: cytoplasm. The record is from RefSeq and is a predicted model, not a curated record. Gene Ontology annotation, biological process: tRNA wobble position uridine thiolation; protein urmylation. Gene Ontology annotation, molecular function: URM1 activating enzyme activity; thiosulfate-cyanide sulfurtransferase activity; nucleotidyltransferase activity. The transcript is spliced from 3 exons. Bases 1 to 1161 code for a protein of 386 amino acids. Lineage: Eukaryota; Metazoa; Arthropoda; Insecta; Psocodea; Pediculidae.
AUGGAGUUUAAAAAUUCAGAAAAAAGUGUAAUUAUUGAUGGCGAUGGUGAUAAAAAUGAUUCCAAAAUUACUUUGUCAAGUGAAGAAAUUAGUCGAUAUAGUAGGCAAAUGCUAUUGAAAGAUUUUAGCGUAGAAGGACAAGAAUUGUUAAAAAGGUCUUCAGUAUUAAUAGUAGGAGUUGGAGGUUUAGGUUGUCCUUCAAGCGUUUACUUAGCUGGUAGUGGUAUUGGUCGUAUAGGUUUGGUCGAUUAUGAUGAAGUAGAAGUUAAUAAUUUACAUAGACAAAUUUUACAUACCACAAAUAAUGUGGGUAUGAAAAAAGUUGAUUCUGCAGCAAUUUUUUUAAGAAACUUAAAUCCGUUAAUUACAGUACAAACUUAUCCUACAUUAUUAAAUAGUUCAAAUGCUCUCGACAUAAUAUCAGACUAUGAUGUCAUUGUUGAUGCAACAGAUAAUGUCGCAACUCGUUACUUAUUAAAUGAUGCCUGUGUUUUAUCUAAAAAACCAUUAAUAUCCGGAAGUGCUCUUCAAAUGGAAGGACAACUUACAAUUUAUAAUUAUGAACUGGGUCCUUGCUACAGAUGUUUAUUUCCUGUUCCUCCUCCUCCAGAAACAGUUACAAAAUGCAGCGAUGGUGGAGUUUUAGGUGUUAUCCCUGGAACGAUUGGCGUUCUUCAAGCUUUAGAAACUAUCAAGUUAAUUUUAAAACAAAAAACUAUAAAUGGUUACUUGUUACUUUUUGAUGGUAAUGAUUCAUGUAUUAGAAAAGUAAAACUAAGGGGAAAAAAUCUUAAUUGUGAAGUUUGUGGAAAAAAUCCAAUCAUAACUGAAUUAAUUGACUAUGAGCAAUUUUGCCAAAGUAAAUCUAAUGACAAGUACAAUACUUUAUCAUUACUGCCAAACUGUAAAAGAAUAACUGUUGCAAAUUAUAGUGAAGAUAGAAAAAAACCUCAUAUUUUGGUAGAUGUCAGAAACCCUCAAGAAUAUGCAAUAUGCAAAUUAGAUAAUUCAAUUAAUCUUCCAAUAGACAAAAUAAAUUCAAAAGAAAGUAUUGAAAAAAUAAGCAAUGAGAUAAACAAACAGCGAGAACAAGUACCAAUUUCCAAAAGAAAAUAUAAAAGAUAUAAUAGGCGGUUUACAAUCAUGGGCAAAAGAAAUUAA